AUGGCGACCCUCGCGACCGCUUCUCGACUCUGCCUGCGCACGGCUGCAAAGCCCGUCGUCCCUGCUGUGCGCGCCCUCAGCACCACCGCCGUCCGCCCCGACAGCGCGUCCGCCUCCGGAUACUCCAGCCCCUUCAAGUUCCAGGGAGAGACCAAGGGCUCCAAGAUCCCCGACUUCGGAAAAUAUGUCUCUACCGGCUCUGAGAGCAAGAACAAGCUGUACUCUUACUUCAUGGUUGGCGCUCUCGGUGCCGUCAGUGCCGCUGGUGCCAAGAGCACAGUUCAGGAGUUCCUGGUCAACAUGUCUGCUUCCGCCGACGUUCUGGCCAUGGCCAAGGUUGAGGUUGAUCUGAGCUCUAUCCCCGAGGGCAAGAACGUCGUUAUCAAGUGGCGAGGCAAGCCCGUCUUCAUCCGACACCGAACCCAGGACGAGAUUGACCAGGCAAACAAGGUCAACAUCUCUUCUCUCCGAGAUCCCGAGGAGGACAGCGCCCGUGCCAAGAACCCUGAGUGGCUUGUCAUGUUGGGUGUCUGCACCCACUUGGGUUGUGUCCCCAUUGGCGAGGCCGGUGACUACGGCGGUUGGUUCUGCCCUUGCCACGGUUCUCACUACGAUAUCUCCGGCCGAAUAAGGAAGGGUCCCGCCCCUCUCAACCUCGAGAUCCCCGAGUACGAUUUCCCCGAGGAUGGCAAGCUGAUCGUCGGUUAA
Molecule: messenger RNA, 708 nt
Organism: Fusarium sp. VM40
Lineage: Eukaryota; Fungi; Ascomycota; Sordariomycetes; Hypocreales; Nectriaceae
Source: the annotation of a GenBank genome assembly